GUGUGGUGCGUGUGUGUGUGCGUGUGUGUGUGUGUGUGUGUGUGUGUGUGUGGUCACUGUCACAUAUCCACCUGUCCUGGACAACAUGUAUCUUCCAUUGACCUUCAGCCUCAGAUGAUCCUCAGGUGGAAGAAGACCCGCCCUCCCUCUGCUUCUGAUUGGCUUGCCGUGAGGUUCCUUCCCUUUGUCCAGCCAAUCACAACUCUCCCCCUCUCUAAGCCAAUCCGAGGCGGUGUAUGGCCGCGGCAGUAAACCCACGACCCCCGUGUUUCUGAGUCGCAGGACGCCAGGAGGACGCACGCGACCCGUCGAGUGGAAACUACUUUCUUCGUCUCUCAGUGGGAAUGUGUCAACCGGGCUUCGGAGGAACCGCAGCGUCGGAUCCACUCUAUGGAUAUUUUGCAGCUGUUGCAGGACAGGAUGGACAGAUCUCGGCAGACGAGCUGCAGAACUGCCUCACGCAGUCCGGCAUCUCUGGCUCAUAUAAGCCCUUCAGCCUGGAGACCUGCCGACUGAUGAUCAGCAUGCUGGAUAGGGACAUGUCCGGCACCAUGGGCUUUGCUGAGUUCAAGGAGCUGUCGCAGUCUCUGAACCAAUGGAAGACUGUCUUUGUCUCAUACGACCAGGACCGCAGUGGAACAGUGGAGGGCCAUGAGCUGCAGAAGGCCAUUGCCAGCUUUGGUUACAGUUUGAGCCCUCAGGCCCUGAACAUCAUCAUGAAACGCUACAGCCUGAACGGCAGGAUCACCUUCGACGAGUUCUUGAGCUGCUGCAUCCGACUGCGCAUCCUGACUGAUCAGUUCAGAAGAAGAGACACAGCCCAAAGUGGCCGCGCCUCGUUUCAGUACGAUGAGUUCAUCCAGGUCACCAUGAGCUCUUGAAGAGGAAACACAGCAGAAACAUCCAACUCUCACAUUAACAGCAUGUGAUCUUUAUAUGGACUCUGCUGUCUUUUACUUUUUAUUAUAUCUCUUGUAUUUACUGGAUUAAGAUGUCACUGUAACAUUCCAUUUCAUUAUGAACGUUGAACAUGUCUCUGCCUUCACCUCAGCAGUAACUGCACAUGUGAUCAUGUAUGAAGUAAAUAUGAAGUAAAUAAACAUGGAGCGUGUCUA
Molecule: messenger RNA, 1115 nt
Organism: Hippoglossus stenolepis (Pacific halibut)
Lineage: Eukaryota; Metazoa; Chordata; Actinopteri; Pleuronectiformes; Pleuronectidae
Gene: sri
Product: sorcin
Exons: 9
Coding region: 345-881 (178 amino acids)
Molecular function (GO): calcium ion binding
Source: RefSeq, a predicted model, not a curated record